Molecule: messenger RNA, 804 nt
Organism: Diachasmimorpha longicaudata
Lineage: Eukaryota; Metazoa; Arthropoda; Insecta; Hymenoptera; Braconidae
Product: DNA replication complex GINS protein PSF1-like
Exons: 4
Coding region: 106-693 (195 amino acids)
Biological process (GO): DNA strand elongation involved in mitotic DNA replication; DNA replication
Cellular component (GO): GINS complex
Source: RefSeq, a predicted model, not a curated record
AUGAAAUAACGGCCGCAAGACCUUGAAAUUAGUUUCAUAAACAUAAGAGCAUAUAUUUAGUGUGGUCUGAAACAAACUGAACUUCACCUCAUUAAUUUGAUUACAAUGUUUGGAAGGGAAGCAUUGAAAUUAAUUAGCGAACUAGACCUUUCAGAGGAGAUAAAACCCUUCAAUGAGGCGGUGUUUCGUCAAGUAUUGAAUGAAAUGCAAAUUCUAUAUGAAGCAAAUUGGGAAGAUGUAAAUGCAACCCUAGCAGACAGCGCGACAACGUCUCGUUACACAUCAGUCCAGCUGAGACAUGCAGCAUUGAACCGGAACAAGCGAUGUCUCUUGGCAUAUGUUUACAAUCGAAUGCAGCGAAUAAGAAAAAUGCGAUGGGAAUUUGGCAGUAUUUUACCUCCUGAAAUUAACAGCAAUUUGAUGCCCCUGGAAAGUCAAUGGUUCCAAGCUUAUAGUAAAUCUCUUGCUAUGUACAUGAAAUCCAUUGGAGAUAAUUAUGGAUUAAAUUUAACAAUGGGUAUCAUCCCUCCUAAAGCUCUCUACAUCGAGGUGAGGUGUUUGGUGGAUUACGGUAAAUUAGAAUUAGAAGAUGGCCAGAUCAUUACUCUAUCAAAAAACACACAUCAUUUACUGCCGAGAGCUGAGUGUGAGUCCCUUGUGAGGCAAGGAAUUCUAGAACACGUUAGUACUUAAUUGCAAACAUUUUUUAUACAAACUUUAUAUUUUUAUGUUACCAAUUGUGAAAUAGAAAAACGAAAGAAAAUGACGAGGGGAAUAAAAAAAUUUUGGAGAUAAGCAACAUAA